AUGAGCCUUAAAACCAUAACCACCUCCUCGGCAGACACUGUUUGUGUUACUGGAGCGGGCGGAUUCAUCGGUUCCUGGCUCGUUAUGAGGCUUCUCGAACGAGGCUACACCGUACACGCUACUGUCCGUGACCCAGAGAAUAUGAAGAAAGUAAAACAUUUGUUGGAGUUGCCAAAGGCUGAAACACAGUUGACACUUUGGAAGGCUGACCUGACUGAAGACGGCAGCUUUGAUGAAGCCAUUAACGGUUGCACUGGCGUUUUUCAUGUCGCUACUCCCAUGGAUUUUGACUCCAAAGAUCCCGAGAAUGAAGUUAUUAAGCCGACUAUCGACGGGGUUCUAAGUAUCAUAAGAUCAUGCGUUAAAGCAAAGACGGUGAAGCGAGUUGUAUUCACAUCAUCGGCGGGAACUGUCGCUUUCCAAGAGAAACCGCAGGCAGUCUACGACGAAAGCAACUGGAGCGAUGUAGAAUUCAUUAAUAAGAUAAAGAUGACCGGUUGGAUGUACUUCGUGUCCAAAACAUUGGCUGAAAAGGCAGCCUGGGAGUCGGCUAAACAAAACAACAUUGAUUUCAUCAGCAUUAUUCCGACACUUGUUGUCGGUCCUUUUAUCAUGCCCUCAUUCCCACCUAGCCUCAUCACUGCUCUAUCUCCCAUCACAGGAAAUGAGGCUCAUUACUCGAUUAUUAAACAAGGACAGUUCGUUCAUCUUGAUGAUCUAUGUGAAUCUCAUAUAUUCUUGUAUGAACACCCUAAAGCUGAGGGGAGAUUCAUUUGCUCUUCUCAUGAUGCCACUAUCUAUGAUUUGGCCAAAAUGAUUAGAGACAAAUGGCCUGAAUAUAAUGUCCCUGAGGAAUUUGAUGGGAUUGAUGAGAAGAAUUUAACAAUAGUGUCUUUCUCAUCAAAGAAAUUGCUGGAGAUGGAUUUCAAGUUCAACAAAGCUGAAGAAGCGCCAACAGUCGUCUUACUUCGGCAGCAGGCUUAUGUCAACAUCGGAGCUGAGGAAGCGCGAGCAGACGCCUCACUUCAACAGUAG
This is a messenger RNA of Impatiens glandulifera, 1035 nucleotides long. Its product is annotated as dihydroflavonol 4-reductase-like. The transcript is spliced from 6 exons. NCBI's taxonomy places the organism in Eukaryota, Viridiplantae, Streptophyta, Magnoliopsida, Ericales, Balsaminaceae. The record is from RefSeq and is a predicted model, not a curated record. Gene Ontology annotation, molecular function: dihydroflavanol 4-reductase activity. Gene Ontology annotation, biological process: anthocyanin-containing compound biosynthetic process. The coding region runs from base 1 to 1035 and encodes 344 amino acids.